GCUUAUUGAAGUAACAACAAGACGUUUAUUCGGAUUUUUAAUCAAUGUUAUUGCAACAUUUGCCCCGAAAUUACGUUAAACGGCAAAAUUAAAGCAUCGCCGAUUUCCGAUCGGAAAAUCGUCGAUCUUCGAACAGCUGCAACUCCGUUAAAAGCGAUCACAAAAUUAUGACUCUUGUUUCAAAUUAAAGCUCGAAGUCUCUGCUUUACGAUGACGUAGCCUAAUUUUUAAUAUCACGCACUGCCGCGAUAGUAUCCUAAUUCUAAGCACAUGUUCGCGAUACCGUGAAUGCGCGACGAUUAACUCCCUCCGUGGACCUGGACAAAUUUUUUUCGAGCAUUCCGUUCACAGCGUCGGAAAGCUCGGACUUUCCUCUUUAAUUCGAGGGCAGAAUUAGGUCGCUACGAUUUUUUCUCGCAAAGUUACAGCGCUUUGAACGACAAGUGUGCCGGUGUCGUUAGAAACAACCCAAGGUACACCGCUAGGAGAUUGCUCGGUCAGACUUCUGUCUCGCGUGUAUGCGUUCCGUACAUUUAUCGUGUACUUUUAGCGUGCUUUCAGCGUACUUUUAGUAUAUUUUCAGUGUAUAUUUAUCGUAUACUUAGCGUAAGUUCAGCAUAAAGCGAGCAUAUCACCGCGCUCUUCGUUUAUUCUCAAGCACAAUUAGCUUCACAUUUCUCGUACGAAACGUAUAAAAUUCUAUCGUUUAAAUCCAACCAACGUCGCUCAUCUGUUCAAAUUAAGCAUGCAAAAGACGUCUAAGUUCUCGGAAAUUGUCUAGGCGCUGAUAAAUAAUAGCCGCGCUCGAGAACUCCUUCUUUUCCACGUAGCGCGGCUCGGCUGCACAGCUGUUUGUCCCUAGCGUUCAUAUCUUAACUGGAUUCGAUAUAUUAUCGAUACCUUAUCGAUAAGGAUAGGAUCGUUUCUAAUAACGUCGAGCGAUCAGAUAUCCGAUAGAAAGAAGCGAAGACGCUCGCGGGCGAGCCGGGAUCGAAAAAUCGGAAUAUUCCGAGCAAACGGACGAACAGACACGCGUGCGAUUUAUUCAACGCGUAACCGCGAUCCGCGGAAGAUUAAACGCGGCGCGCGUUCCGAUAAGUUCGUAGACACGAGAAAAAGGUCUCCCAGUGCAGUAUUUGGAACAGUUUUUCGGUUCGUCGAGAGCGAGAUGCCUAAAGCGCGAGCGAAGAGAAGCGCGAUCUGGCUGCACUUCUCGGAGUUCGUCGAGCACGGCUGCGGCACGAUGGUGAAGUGCAACGCCUGCAACCUGGUGCUACCGUACUGCAGGAACACGACGAACCUGUGGUCGCACAUUCGCAUCCAUCACAAGAAGAUCCUGGGUAACAUCGCGGCGUCGGCGGCGUCGAAUUCGGCCGAGGCGGAACGGCCGAGCGUUUCGGGCCGAAGCAGCGCGGCCGCAUCGAGCACCGCCGCGACGCAGAACAAGGUGCAACCGUACUCCACGGACUCCCAGCGAGCCCAAGAAAUAACGAACUCGCUGCUGCUGAUGAUAGCCGGCGACGUGCACGCGUUCUCGAUCGUGAACGGCCGUGGAUUCGUCGGCUUCGUGAAGACCUUGGACGAGAGGUACACGCUGCCGAGCCGCAACGCCCUGACGUCCAAAUAUCUUCCGGUGUUGUACGCGACCACGUGCAAGACCAUCUCCGAGAAACUGUCCAGAGUGGACAGCAUCCAUCUCGCGAUCGACUCGUGGACAGAGGCGAACCAGAAAAUGUCGUUUCUGGCGAUCACCGCGCACUAUUUCGCCGAGGAGGCGCUCCAAGAGAACACGUUGCAGGUGUCGUACGUGCCGGAUCGGCACGCCGCCGAGAACCUGCACGAGAUCGUCGAGCGGACCGCGGAGAUGUGGAGGAUCACCGGGAAGAUCAGAACGAUCGUCCUGAACCGCGUGGACAGCGUCACGUCGGCGAGCAGCGCGGCUUCGACGUCGUCGCGGCGGCAGAUCUUCUGCUUCGCGAGCGCGUUGAACAUGGCGGUGCACGAGGCGAUCCAGGGAACCAGGGGCGUGCUCGACGUGUUCGAGAAGUGCCGGGACAUCGUCGACCUCUGCAGAUCGAGCCACGUCGUGGCCGAAGCGUUGAAGAACGAGCGAGCCCGUCAGAACUUGUCGAAGCCUGCGUGCUUGAAACGCGACGUCGCCGGCAACUGGAGGUCCACGUACUCGAUGCUGUGCGGUAUCCUGGAUCAGCGAUCUAUCUUGUCGGCGAUGCGCGCGGACCAGUCACAGGUGCCCUGCCUCUCGCCGACCGAAUGGACCGUGAUCGCCGGAACGGUUCAGGUCCUGAAGCCGUUGUUCGAGGCCACCGAAGAGGUGUCCGGCGACAGCAACGUCGCCAUAUCGAAGAUAAUACCGAUCGUGCACUGCGUGAGGGCCACCCUCGGCAACCAGGAGGCACUGCCGCUCGUCGUGACCUCGUUGAGGGUCCGUUUGUUGAACGAGCUCGACCUACGGUUCGAGAACAUCGAGACUCAUCCCGUCUACUCGGUCGCGACCUUCCUGGACCCGAGGUACAAGAACAUCGCGUUCCGCUCGGACGAGUCCGUCGCGCUCGUCCAGAAUCAGCUGAUCAGCCGGUGCCGAUUCUGGGAGAACGGCAACGGCUACUGCGGCCCGCGGGCCACCGCUACGAAGCCGGAGGGCGACGAUAACGCCGCUCGGCUGCCGAACGACACUCUAUGGGCCGAGUUCGAUAAGAAAGUUCAGGAGGCCGCCGCCGAGACCGAGUGCCUCUCGAACUCGCUGAAAGACGAAUUGGAAAGGUACCUACGCCUGAAGCUGAUCAACAGGAAAUCGAACCCGAUUUCCUGGUGGAACACGGAGGGCAGGACGAUGUUCCCGAAACUGAUGAAGAUCGCGUUGGAAUAUCUGUGCGUGCCGGCGAUUUGCGUCUCGAACGAGUCAUUGUUCUCGAAAGUCGGGCAAAUCUUUUCGCACCGGCGUACACGUAUACAGCCGAAAUACGUGAACAUGCUGUCCAUGUUGCACUUGAACCAAGGCAAGUGAAACGUCGUCGAUCGUUUUUUGUUUUUUCUUUUUCUUUUUUUUUUACCGCGCCGCGACAGAGAUAUUCGAUCGUAAUCGUCGUGUCUGCCUAAAAGAAAUUCUCGUUAUCGCGGCAACCGCGUUCUUAUCGAGACGUGCUUGAAAUCUGUCCGAUAAUUUACAAAUCCGCUUCGGGGUCAUCGGGGAUUACAUAACUAUCAUGUAUUAUUUCCACGCAACGAUCCAACGAAUUACGUGAAGCUUGACCGAAAGUUAUGCUCGUCGAACGAAUGUUAAAUAUUUAAAGAGAAAACGUUUGUUCGAUAGUUCAAAGUCUGGUAACAUUGUAUUCGUAAAAUUGUGUAUCAUCGAUUACAUAAUUCAAUUGAAGUGCA
Molecule: messenger RNA, 3399 nt
Organism: Megalopta genalis
Lineage: Eukaryota; Metazoa; Arthropoda; Insecta; Hymenoptera; Halictidae
Product: E3 SUMO-protein ligase ZBED1
Molecular function (GO): protein dimerization activity; DNA binding
Source: RefSeq, a predicted model, not a curated record